Molecule: messenger RNA, 5210 nt
Organism: Antechinus flavipes (yellow-footed antechinus)
Lineage: Eukaryota; Metazoa; Chordata; Mammalia; Dasyuromorphia; Dasyuridae
Gene: INTS7
Product: integrator complex subunit 7
Exons: 20
Coding region: 189-3074 (961 amino acids)
Biological process (GO): snRNA 3'-end processing
Cellular component (GO): integrator complex
Source: RefSeq, a predicted model, not a curated record
GCGCCUGCGCGGAGCGGGACGAAGAAGACCUGAACGGCAGAGUACUUAGAACGCAUGCGCGUUAUUAGCUGGCGGCGAGCCGGGCCAAGGGGGAAGAAAACACGCGAGAACAAAUUGGAGGGAGAUGGUUGCACUGCAGCGGAGUUUUCAGUCCUAAAUAGGUUGGUCUGGUCACUGUAAAGAGCCCUAUGGCGUCAAAUUCGACCAAGUCUUUCUUGGCAGACGCCGGCUACGGCGAACAGGAACUGGAUGCGAACUCAGCCCUCAUGGAACUGGAUAAAGGGCUAAGAUCUGGCAAACUUGGAGAGCAGUGUGAAGCAGUUGUACGCUUUCCUAGACUCUUUCAGAAGUAUCCAUUCCCUAUUCUCAUCAACUCUGCAUUUCUAAAGCUGGCUGAUGUAUUCAGAGUGGGAAACAAUUUCCUAAGGCUGUGUGUGCUUAAAGUUACUCAACAAAGUGAAAAGCAUUUGGAGAAAAUUCUGAAUGUGGAUGAGUUUGUGAAGAGGAUCUUCUCUGUGAUUCAUAGCAAUGACCCUGUGGCAAGAGCUAUUACACUCCGAAUGUUGGGAAGUUUAGCAUCCAUCAUUCCUGAGAGAAAGAAUGCUCAUCACAAUAUUCGGCAAAGCCUUGAUUCACAUGAUAAUGUGGAAGUUGAAGCUGCUGUAUUUGCUGCUGCUAAUUUCUCUGCACAAUCCAAGGAUUUUGCUGCAGGAAUCUGUAACAAAAUAAGUGAAAUGAUUCAAGGUUUAGCCACACCAGUAGACUUGAAACUGAAAUUGAUCCCCAUAUUGCAACACAUGCAUCAUGAUGCAAGCCUGGCUUCUAGUGCUCGGCAACUCCUACAGCAGCUGGUCACAUCCUAUCCCUCUACCAACAUGGUUAUUGUUACACUGCACACUUUUACCCUGCUUGCUGCUUCAUCUUUGGUUGAUACUCCGAAGCAGAUUCAACUCUUAUUACAAUACUUGAAGAAUGAUCCCAGGAAAGCAGUAAAGAGACUUGCUAUUCAGGAUUUGAAGUUACUUGCAAAUAAAACACCACAUACAUGGAGCAAAGAGAACAUUCAGGUACUUUGUGAAUGUGCUCUCCAAACUCCUUAUGACAGUUUGAAACUAGGAAUGCUCUCUGUUCUGUCCACAUUAUCAGGGACCAUAGCAAUCAAGCAUUACUUCAGUCUUGCUCCAGGAAAUACAGUUACAUCACCAAGGUCUUCUGAUUUAGUUAGAUUGGCACAAGAAUGCUGUUACCAUAAUAACCGAGGUAUUGCCGUUCAUGGAGUGAGGGUCCUGACUAAUAUAACUGCUUCUUGUCAAGAAAAAGAACUUUUGGCUUUGGAACAAGAUGCAGUCUUUGGCCUUGAGUCUCUCCUGGUGCUUUGUAGUCAAGAUGACAGUCCAGGUGCUCAAGCAACUUUAAAGAUUGCUUUGACUUGUAUGGUGAAGUUGGCCAAGUGCCGUCCUCAUCUUAGCCAGUCAGUAGUUGAGUCUUUGCUGACUCAGUUGCACAGUGCUCAGGAUGCAUCCAGGAUUCUCAUGUGUCACUGCCUAGCUUCCAUUGCCAUGCAGCUGCCUGUGUUGGGUGAUGGGAUGCUUGGAGACUUAAUGGAACUCUACAAAGUGAUUGGACGUUCUGCUACAGAUAAACAACAGGAGCUUUUGGUUUCUUUGGCUACUGUGAUUUUUGUAGCCAGUCAGAAAGCAUUAUCUGCUGAAGUUAAAACUGUUAUUAAACAACAACUUGAGAAUGUGUCCAAUGGUUGGACAGCUUACCGUAUUGCCAGACAGGCAUCUAGAAUGGGUAAUCAUGACAUGGCCAGAGAACUUUAUCAAAGUCUGCUGACUCAGGUAGCCUCAGAACAUUUCUACUUUUGGCUGAACAGUUUGAAGGAAUUCUCCCAUGCAGAGCAGUGUCUCACAGGGUUGCAAGAAGAGGAUUAUAGUUCAGCACUUUCCUGCAUUGCUGAAUCUUUAAAAUUCUACCAUAAAGGGAUAGCAUCCUUAACAGCUGCCAGCACACCAUUGAAUCCUUUAAGUUUUCAGUGUGAGUUUGUAAAACUAAGAAUUGACCUUCUGCAGGCCUUUUCUCAACUUUUCUGCACCUGUAAUAGCCUAAAGACAAGUCCUCCACCUGCUAUUGCUACAACCAUAGCUAUGACUUUGGGGAAUGACCUUCAAAGAUGUGGCCGCAUUUCCAAUCAGAUGAAACAGUCUAUGGAAGAAUUUCGAAAUCUGGCAUCCCGUUAUGAGGAACUUUAUCAGGCAUCUUUUGAUGCUGACUCAGCAACAUUGAGGAAUGUAGAGUUACAGCAGCAGAGUUGUUUGCUGAUCUCUCAUGCAAUAGAAGCCCUGAUUUUGGAUCCAGAGUCAGCGAGUUUCCAGGAAUAUGGUUCCACUGGAUCAGCACAUGCUGAUAGUGAAUAUGAAAGAAGAAUGAUGUCUGUAUAUAAUCAUGUCUUAGAAGAGGUGGAAUCACUGAACCGGAAAUAUGCUCCUGUUUCUUAUAUGCACACAGCUUGCCUAUGCAAUGCUAUCAUUGCCUUGCUGAAAGUUCCCCUUUCAUUUCAAAGAUAUUUUUUCCAGAAACUGCAGUCUACCAGCAUUAAGCUUGCUCUAUCACCAUCCCCACGCAACCCAACAGAACCCAUUGCAGUCCAGAAUAAUCAGCAACUGGCUCUAAAGGUAGAAGGAGUGGUUCAGCAUGGAUCCAAGCCAGGACUCUUUCGUAAAAUUCAGUCUGUGUGUUUGAAUGUCUCUUCAACAUUACAGAGUAAAUCUAUACAAGACUACAAGAUACCCCUUGAUAGUAUAACCAAUGAGAUGGAACAGAAUGUUGAACCACACAAUGAUUACUUCAGCACUCAGUUUCUGUUGAACUUUGCUAUUCUUGGAACUCACAACAUCACAGUUGAAUCUUCUGUGAAGGACUCUAAUGGAAUUGUAUGGAAGACUGGACCUAAAACCACCAUCAUUGUGAAAUCUCUUGAAGAUCCUUACUCCCAGCAAGUUCGCCUCCAGCAACAGCAAGCACAGCAACCCUUGCAACAACAACAGCGUAAUGCAUAUUCUCGAUUUUAGCCACCAAAUAUCCAUCUAUAAUAAAACUUUUGAUUUCCCUCUUCUGUUUUUUAAAAGGCAUGGGAAUCAAAAAAGGAGGAUAUCUUUCCUGCCUACCUCAUUAAUUGAGAAUAAUGUACAUCAAAAAAUUUUAGCACACUAGAGAUGUUUAAAGCAAUUGACUGAAAUAUUCAGGUUUGUCAUACUGAGUAGUGAUUCUCUAAAUUUAAAUUUUAUCUGUAUGUGGGUAAUUUCCUUGAGGAAUGGCUGGGUAGUAAAGAAAAGUGGUAAAUGGAGUCUCUAGGAAAUUUUGGCUUUUUUUGUGUGUAUGUUUGGGUUUUUAUUUUUUUGUUAAUGUUGAAAGACCCAUCCUAAGUUUUAUGCUGAUUUUUCAUAAUGAUUUGCAUUCUGUUUGACUCCUAUUUUUUAUGAGUUGGCUAUAUUGUUUUUAUUUUGGAGGGAAGUCUUAGGGUCAUUGAAUAUAGGACUUCUUUAUCUAGUGAGGAUACUCCUUAUACACUAAAACCUCAGUUAACUGUAGUACUCAGGGAAUUGGAUAUGUUUCUAUACUUGUGAAAAUCUUUCAAAAAUAUUCCCAUGCCUUUUCACAAUAUAAUGAAGAUAGUUUUUUGACAAACCAUUUUUAUAAAGUGUAUAUAUCCCUUCAUAUUAAAAUUGAUUUUAUUUGAACUCUGUGUUUUCAAAACAAGUCUGGAUCAAGAAAGCCAGACAUACCAUUUCUUACAGUUAGCAGCUUGUAAAUACUAUACAAGCAAGUAUCAGUUUUCAGUUGGGUAUCUACAUUUUGGUAAACGUUGUUAUCCAUAUGUGCAUUAUCUGUUUUGUGAGUUACCUAAGACAAAUUUUAAUAUCAAGUUUACCUUACUCUGUCACCUGGUAUAUAUCUAUGUUGCCUCAUUAUAUAUAUUAACAAUGUGCUGAGAAAACAAAAUAAUUUUAACAUUAAUCCUAAGCCAAAAGGAAUUUGUGACUAAAGAAAAUUUUCUGUGUAUAAUUGGUGUCUAAUUGAAAUGUUUAUUGAACAGAAGGUAGAUCAGCUUCAAAUUUUUAUAAAAAUCUGAGUAACUUUGAAAAGCCAUGUAGAAAUCAAUAUUGAAUUAUUUGUACAGUUGUGCCCCUCCAACAAGUUUAAUUAAAUGCACCAAACUUUAAGUGCCUACCAAGAGUGAGGCUCUGGGGAUCAAAAAGAAGGAAAAAAACUGUCUUUUUCCCAGAUGGAGCUCAGGAUUCUCCUGGAAUAAGGAGGGAAAGAAGAAUCAAACAUGUCCACAAGUAACGAAGGACAAAAUAAAAUAGCGUUUCAAGAGGUAGAUUGCAUUUGUAACAGAGAUUAAAAAUAAGCUUUCAGGGGCUGUGUUUAAGGACAUUCUAGGAAAAGCCUUAGCAUGAAUAAAGAUGAGAAAGAUGAAAGAUUAGCUCCAGGGAAGGGUAUGGUUAGUUUUUAUCAGUGUUGGUAAUAACAAGGUCAUAGAUUUAGAGCUGAAAGGAAAAUGUUUAUUGUGGGAGGCCAAUGCACCAUAGAUAUAGUUAUUCUGAAAAGCAAUUUGAAAUUAUACCCCAAAAGCCACUAAAUUUGUGCAUACCCAGUGAUACCACUACUAGAACUAUACACCAAAGAUAUCAAAGAGAGAGAAAAAGGACUUGUGUAUAAAACUAUUUAAACAGCUUUUUUUUUUUUUUUUUACAAUGGAAAGAAACUGGAAACUAAGAGGAUGUCCAUCAAUUGGGGGAGGGGGGGUAGCUGAAUAAAGUAUGAUAUGUGAGUGUAAUGAUAAUGCUAAUUGUCCUGUAAGAAAUAAUGAAAAAAGAGUAUUUGGAGAAACCUGGGAAGAUGUAUGAACUGAUAUAGAGUGAAAGGAACAGACCCAAAAUAAUUUAUAUAGCAAUAUUGUUAAGAAUCCUGAUCACUGCAAUGACCUACUCUAGUGGACUGAUGAUGACGCAUGCUUCCAGCUUCCUGAGGUGAUGACCUCAAGGUACAGAAUGAGACACAUUUUUUAACAUAGUGUGAAAAUGUUUUUGCUUGAGUACACAUAUUUGUUACAAGGGAUUUGUUUUGUUUUUACAAUGGGAUAGGGAGGUGGAGGGAAAGAAAAUAUUAAUUAAAAAUAAAAUAAUUUUUUUAAAAAACUGAAA